CGAUUCCCUGUGGAAUGAUUUAAAAGUAAUUGACAUUUGACAUUUGAUUUUGUAGGUUAUGGUGGUAUAGUGGGUUAUGAAUACAAUAAUAAUUUAACGUACAAUAAAUAAAUCAUAUUUUAGUCCUAAAUAACUGGGAUAACAUAAAAAAAACGCUAUGGCGUCAUUGAACAAAGUUUUACUACAACCACAACUCCCAUUAUUAACUGCGAAACGAUUCCGCGGAAAGAUCAACAUACAGAGGCCUCGAAUGCCUCACUUUGAGAAACAACUUCUAAUUGAUAUAUCCAAACCUUAUUACGGGCCCCCAAAAUAUAAACUGCCGGAAGUUCUUCGCUGUGACAAAGGAGAAAAAGACAAUGUAGAGAUUGAUAACCCAUUCGAAAGAAUAUUAGCCUCUGAAUGUUUGAACUGGUUCAAUACAUCAAAAAUGGUUGUGUUUUUACAUGUGAAUUCUAUAAGUAUGGAGGACAAGACGCCGAUUUUUGCUACAUUAGUCAAAAAUAAUAUGCAUUUAAGAACAUAUGGCAAGAAAAUAGUUAGCAUGGCCACAAAAGGAACCCGUUAUGAGGCAGUCAACCAUCUGUUCACAUCUCAUCAGAAUAUUAUAUUUGGGCAACCAGAAAAUGCUUCAAAAAUGUUUAAAAUAUUAAAAAAGGCUCCACAGUUAGUUGUUAUGGCUGGCAUCAUACAAGAUAGAUUUAUGUCCAAAAACGAACUACUGGAGUACAGUCAAAUGCCAUCCUUAGAUGUUGCUCGCCAGCUGUGUUCAGUCCUCGACAGUGCUGGAUCUAGUGUUGUUGGCCUGUUGAAUAGAAGUCAGCAGACACUUGUUUCACAUCUAGAGCAACAUGUAGAAAUUACGAACUCCUCCAACAAAGAUGGCGCCAAAGAGAAGGCUGAUGGUGCAGAUAGCUGAAUAUAUACUAUUUAAUUAUUGUAGAUAAGACAUGUACAUUAAGAAAAAUACUGUUGAUUAAUGUAUCCUAACAACUUUUAUUUCCCACAUACUGCAUGAACAGAAUCUGUCAUUCUGGUGACCUUCUUUUUAGGUAAUAUUAUUAUUGUUCGUUUUAAAAGUAUUUUGGUGUAAUUGUGUCAUACUCCAUUCAGUGACACCUGUCGGGCCUCUCUUGGAUUUGGCUUUUGCCCUGAAAACCCAUAGUGUACUUACCAGUGCCAUGUCAAGUUCAGUAUAUGUUUAUAGACCCUAUGUGCUGGUAUUUUAGUGUAAUUAUAAUACCAAGUGUAGGUAUAAUAUCGAGUUUGAUGGGCAAUGUAGAGCAUAAUUGAUUACUUUUGUAAUUAGAAAUAGCAAUUGGGAUUUUAUUUAAUCCGAUUACUUGUAAUCAGAUUGAAUGAAACCACCAAAUUAAUAAGUAGUUGCAAUUACAUGAUUACUUUUGUGAAAUCGCAAAAUAUGCGAUAUAAAUGGAUAACUAUUGCCACAAGACAUAAAUCUUGAUCUCGUUGA
Manduca sexta (tobacco hornworm) is the source of this 1474-nucleotide messenger RNA. RefSeq names its product 39S ribosomal protein L10, mitochondrial-like (gene mRpL10). The record is from RefSeq and is a predicted model, not a curated record. Gene Ontology annotation, molecular function: structural constituent of ribosome. Gene Ontology annotation, biological process: translation. Lineage: Eukaryota; Metazoa; Arthropoda; Insecta; Lepidoptera; Sphingidae. Gene Ontology annotation, cellular component: mitochondrial large ribosomal subunit.